AUGAGUCUUCGGACCCUACAAGAAUUGCAGAAAGAUACUGUCUUCCAGCAAACUCUCGUUACAUCUGCUCUCGACCAGACAUUGCUUGGUCUCAAUUAUCUACACGAUGCGGAUGUGAUUCAUACCGGUAACUUGAACCCCCAUCUGUCAAAGAGUCUUACUGACAGUGCAGACAUUCACUCGGACAAUCUUCUUGUUGCAUUAACCGACGACUCGAUCCUCUCUACUGUGGAAGACAAUGAGUUUCACCGGCCCUCAGCACGAAAGUUUGUCGACGAUACAGUCAUUCACGUCUCACAGUAUAUGCUCGGAGGUGCUGGCGCCCUCACAAUCUGCGAUCUCGGACAGGCACGUAUCGGCAAGGUGCAUCGCGGUAAUGCAAUGCCGCUGCCAUAUCGUGCUCCCGAGGUCGUCCUCGGCAUGACUUGGGGUAACUCGGUGGACGUUUGGAGCGUGGGGCUUUUGGCCUGGGACCUAUUGCACAAGAACGGAAUCUUCCGUGUGUACGACAAAUCUGAAGAGCUCAAUAACGCCCAUCAUUUAGCGGCAAUAACCGCGCUGCUUGGACCACCGCCGGAUGUUUUCCUCAGGAGGAGCGAUAAGACGCGCAAGUAUUGGGAUGCUGAGGGGAAAUGGAACGGCCCUGUUCCUCUUCCUUCUGUAGGUGAACUCAAGUCGCUGGACACAAACUUGUCUGGAGAGGAUAGAGCUCGAUUUCUAGACUUCUUGGCCGGCGUGCUUACCUGGCUCCCGGAAGAUCGGCUUAAUAGUGCCGAAGCAUACUUUCACCCGUGGUUGAGAGAAGAAGGUGUCGUUAAAUAA
Fusarium tjaetaba is the source of this 822-nucleotide messenger RNA. RefSeq names its product serine threonine kinase. Gene Ontology annotation, biological process: protein phosphorylation; intracellular signal transduction. Gene Ontology annotation, molecular function: ATP binding; protein serine/threonine kinase activity. Bases 1 to 822 code for a protein of 273 amino acids. The record is from RefSeq and is a predicted model, not a curated record. The transcript has 2 exons. Gene Ontology annotation, cellular component: nucleus; cytoplasm. NCBI's taxonomy places the organism in Eukaryota, Fungi, Ascomycota, Sordariomycetes, Hypocreales, Nectriaceae.